CAGAGUUUCUCAGACCGAUAAAACUUCCCCCAAACAAAGUGAUGGCGGCCGUCGUGUCCGUUAACACAGCUGCUGGAGACGAAAGCGCAGACGCAGGGUUCAGUUUCGUCCCUCGUCCUCGUCACGAUAACUACGACCUCGCUACGGAACACGAAAGCUGGAUGUCGGCGGACCGCCGGUUCCCCGAACUCGAAUCCGUCGAAGAGAACCCGACGUCGGACCGCGAGUGUCAGCGGAGGGUCGACGAGGACCUGACGUCCCUGAGCCCCGAGGAGAUCGAGAGCCGCUUGGAGAGAACCCGCCGGGAGUUUUACAACCGGAGAAAGAUCAUCAUCAAAAACCUUCCCUCUGACGUCAGUAAUCAGGAGGUCCAUGAGCUGUUGGGCAACUAUGACUUGAAGUACUGCUUUGUUGACAAAUACAAGGGCACAGCCUUCGUGACUCUGCUCAACGGCGAACAGGCGCAGUGUGCCAUCAAAGACUUCCACCAGCAUGCGCUGCGGGACCGGGAGAUCUCCGUGCAGCUGCAGCCGACGGACGCCCUGCUGUGCAUCGCCAACCUGCCCCGCGCCUUCACCCAGCAGCACUUUGAGGAGCUGGUGCGACCCUUCGGCAACCUGGAGCGCUGCUUCCUGGUGUACAGCGCCACCACGGGCCACUCCAAGGGCUACGGCUUUGUGGAGUACAUGAAGAAGGACUCCGCCGCCAGGGCCAAGUCGGAGCUGUUGGGAAAGCAGCUGGGCUCCCGCAUGCUGUACGUCCACUGGACUGAAGCGGGCGCCCUCACCUAUCCACUGCUGCACUCCAAGUGCCUGUGCGUGGACCGCCUGCCCCCCAACCUGCUGACGGCCCAAGACCUCCGCAACGCCCUGGCUGACACCCAUGCGCCGGUCUUCUGCCAGUUGGCUCAGGGACAGGAUUCAAGCUUCCGGCGGUUCACGGUGUUGGAGUUCGCCUCGGCUGAGAUGACGGAGGAGGCUCAGCGGCUCGCCGACGGCCGGCUGCUGGGCGGGACGCACAUCAGGGUGUCCUUCUGUGCCCCCGGCCCUCCUGGAAGGAGCAUGUUGGCGGCUCUGAUUGCUGCCCAAACGAUGGCACUGAACCGGGGUAAAGGGCUCCUCCCUGACCCGACAGCCAUGCAGAUACUCACGGGCCUCAAUAACUCCGCCACCCUCAAGAUGCUGCUCAACCCCCUGUCACAGGGACCCAACCAAGGCCUCCUCGGGGCAGCCCCUCCGAUGCCCCUGCUGGCCAACCCCGCCCUCUCCGCCGUCCUGCUCCAGCUGCUCCUCCAGAGCCAGGCCAAGGCCCAGCAGCACGCCUUUCUAGGAAAUCAUCUUCUGUGGGCUCAGGUGCUGCACAAUAAAGAAAACCCUCUAGUGCCUUGUGCGGGACUCAUUGGGGAGAAUCCUCUGGCUGUCCCGCAGGGAGUCCAUCUGCUCGGAGACCUGCCCCAAGGUGGCGUAUUCCCAGGUCUGGGUCAUCAGAUGGAUCCUCUGGCCCCCCUAAAGCAACUUGGCAGAGCGCUGACGAGGGAGCAGGAGUCCCCCACGGCGCCGUGCACCUUCCCCCAGACGUCCUCUACGGCCCUGCAGGGCAUCUCCAUGUCCCUGAUGCGUGGCAUGAUGGGGGCAGAUGGCCUCGCUGCGCAUGGGGUCUCCAUACUAGGAGAUCCUCCUAACGAUGUGGACCAUCCCCACGGCGCCUUCCUCGGUGGCAACAGUGUUUUCCCUUCAGGAGGAAGCUGCAGACCUCACCCCUACAGGAAGAGGCCAACACUGAGUAACGUGUCCAACCAGCACAUGCACCCGAGCGUUCAGAACUACAACUUGCGCUACCAGGAUUCUUACAGCCCAGAAUAUCCUCCUCUACACCAGGAUCCUCUGGCCCAUUUGUAUGAGCAGCAGGAAAACCUCGGUGCUGAAUCCUUGGCAGGAUUUGGUCAGCAGUUUGUCUCUCGUCAGCCCGACUACAGCGAGCGCUUCCCUCAGUACAGAUACCCUGCCAGCGAACACAUGUCCUCCUACUACAGCUCUGGGCCCGAUGAAUCCGGUAACGGUUGCCUUUCUACCAGCCAUCUCAACCGGGCUGUGGGGAUGCCUCCUGUGAGCCACAGCACCAACUACCCCCAGACUCCCAUCGGUAGCCACAAGCGUUUGUUCAACCGGCUGAUCCCGUCUCCAGAGCCGAGCCCCGAGGGCGGCUACGUGGGCCAGCACUCCCAGGGCCUCGGUGGCCAUUACGCAGACUCCUACCUGAAGCGGAAGCGUAUCUUCUAACUGCAGCCCGGGACACGGCGGCGUCUCCUCUGGUCUCCAGUGAACCGCAUGGCGUGGUGGUCCUCGGGUUAUUGUCCAGUGUAGUCCUGGUCGUGACCCCUAGAGGAUGCCAGGGAGCUCAGCCUGUAGCCAUCUGGUCAGUUGUGUCACUCAAUAGGAAUUCUUGGUGGUUGUAUUUUCUCCUGUUGUGUAUAUAUGAUUUUAGUGUGUUGGUAAAUUAAGUUUUUAUUCUUUUUAUUUUUUUAUUUGCCUUUUUAGUUUCCUGUUGAAAAACUUGUACAGUGAGAAAAAAUUGUUAAUGUGCAAACGAAGUAUUUCCUCUUGAGCAUUUUCUUUUUUUAAUCCCCGUGUUGAGUGGUGUGUCAGCAGAGCUACGGCGAGUUUGGCCAGUUGUCAAUGGCGGCCAUAGGCUGCUUUUUAUAACGUUUGACAUCCCACUAAAGUGAUGCUGUCCACAACUUCAGUCAAAGGGACUCGCAUCGUAUUAAAAACAAGCUUUACGUUUUAAAUAGCCCUCCUAAUUCAUGUAAAAAGUUCAUCAGUUUGUGUAAUGAGAUGGUGUUUUGUGCCCCCCCUACUUCACACAGGGUUGUUAAUUGAUUUUGCUGUUUGACUCUAUUUCUGGAUUCAGGCCUCUCAUUGGUUAACACGAAGCGCUCCAUCCACCAAUGACGGCGGUGAAGCGUUUGACUUCUCCGGCUUGUCUUCUCGAGCCUUUUCCACGUCGUUUUGUCUUUUGACCCACACCCUCAACUUGUUCACGGAGUCCCGUUUUCCUACACUGGUUCGAGUUCUGCACUUGGAGGUCACGAUCCUAAUCUGUUCCCUCCCCCUUGAGAUGCCCUUGUCAAGUCUCCUCUCACUCAGAUGUUCAGGAGUUGAAUAUUUUCUGUGUUUAUGCGAGUUCUGUUUUUAAAAUGUUGACCGUCUUGAACGCCUCACCUCAAUUGUUGAACUGGGUGGGGGUGGGGUGGUGCAUAUGUGCCAUCUCUGGAGUCUGGGGAAGUACUUAUGGAAGCUCGUGGCAGGUGAUUGGUCGGUGACAUGACUCUCCUUGUUUUUUCUUUCCCUUUAAAAAAAAAAAAAAGUAGAUUUAUCUAGUUGACAGUUUGAUUGUGAAAACCCAUUACCUCUGACUCCUGCUAGGAAAUGCAGCGACACUCGAGCCGUAACCACGUCGUCUGGUCUCAUCCGGCCCCGUGUUGGCUUCCAUCUACAUUUGACCUUUUCUGUGUUAUUUGCCGUGUAAAUAGUUGAGCUCCAAUAAGUUUUUCUUUUUGUUUUCUUUAAUCAUACCUGCCGCUGGUCUGGUGUUUCAAAAUGAAUUUGCUGCGCCUCGUGUUUUUGUCGUUUUGCCUGUAUGCUUGGACAACGGAUGUGACGCCACAGCCUUCAUUGUGAACUACCAUCUUCUCUGUACCGCCAUGGUUGUGUGUGUGUGAUGUGAGAGCAAGUAAAUGUUAUUUAAACUCA
Messenger RNA from Pseudoliparis swirei, 3752 nucleotides. RefSeq names its product ribonucleoprotein, PTB-binding 1 (gene raver1). The transcript has 15 exons. The record is from RefSeq and is a predicted model, not a curated record. NCBI's taxonomy places the organism in Eukaryota, Metazoa, Chordata, Actinopteri, Perciformes, Liparidae. Gene Ontology annotation, molecular function: RNA binding. Bases 42 to 2279 code for a protein of 745 amino acids.